Toxotes jaculatrix (banded archerfish) is the source of this 5379-nucleotide messenger RNA. It is a transcript of the gene edem3, whose product is annotated as ER degradation enhancer, mannosidase alpha-like 3. The record is from RefSeq and is a predicted model, not a curated record. Gene Ontology annotation, cellular component: membrane; endoplasmic reticulum. NCBI's taxonomy places the organism in Eukaryota, Metazoa, Chordata, Actinopteri, Toxotidae. Gene Ontology annotation, biological process: carbohydrate metabolic process; endoplasmic reticulum mannose trimming; mannose trimming involved in glycoprotein ERAD pathway. The transcript is spliced from 20 exons. The coding region runs from base 1150 to 3837 and encodes 895 amino acids. Gene Ontology annotation, molecular function: calcium ion binding; mannosyl-oligosaccharide 1,2-alpha-mannosidase activity.
GACAGCAUCCGGUCUUAAGGCUGGCUAGCUCUGGCGGAACAGCAGCUUACGGCGAAAUUAUCCACUUUACACCCCGAGGGACAGAAAAGAUAGCCUCAUCAGGUCCGAUCAUCAACAAUGGACGUGUUUUUUUGUCGAUUUAUCUUGUGUUCUCGGUGUGUCGGUGGAGACCAGCUCGGCUAGUUAGCGCAGCUGGCAAACUGGCCGAUUAAACCCCGACAAGUGCCCGGCUGCUUGUCUGUGUAGGUGACGGAGGUAAAAUGUAAAAAGGAGGAAAUAAUUAACUCUUUAUCUAAAAAAAGAAAAAGCUUUACCGUAAAGACACCAGAACAAGAGCUGGUAUUAACCAGGGCUUCUCUGGACUUUUGGUUUAGUUAGUUGGUUGUAGAUUGUGUGGACUAAGUAAACGAUCUGAGUGGGAUUAUAAACACAGUAAUAAGACGCAUAAGACAGGGACUGUUACCACGGCGCUUCUUGCUUUGGUUUACAGUUUAUUUUGAAGAUGACAUUGUGUUUUGUAUAAUUGAAAACGCCGAUUACCGAUUCGGUGAAGACUACAUCUUGAAAGCAGAAUUGUUGCCGUUUUCAUAUUUAGAUCACUGGGUUCAUUUGACUUAACGGGUUUGCUUUAGUGUAACGUUAGUCCUUUGGAUGGCAACGUGUCACACGUCCUGUGUACAGCAGGUCCGGGUGACAGCUUGGAAAAGUAAACAGGUGUGACAGACCAACCUGCGCGCAGCACUUGGAGCAAAUUUGCACUACAGCCAGUGUCUGAUGCAUCUCUAUCAGGUACACCUAGAUAUCUGGUUACUUGAAAUAACAUUCCUACAAACAUAUUUAAUUACAGUUUUGACUCUAGGUACACAGUCACUCUUUGGCUCAUAGGUGUUUGCUGAGAAAGACAGAUGGCGUGUAAGUGGCCAAGUUUGAGUAACAAGCUACGAUUGUGUUGUGAUGCUAUUCAUAACCACUGAUGAUGAGAAAUAACGUUAAUGAGAUGGUGUUGGUUCAUGUUUCUUUGGUGUUCUUGUUAGUCGACACUGUUUGGUUAGGGCAGUGGUAAUGACUAGAUAUUUGCUCAGUGACUGACUGAGAGCCAAGCUGUAGUUGUACGCAUAUUGCUGUGUUCUCGCCCCCCCCCAAAAAACAAUGCCGUCUUUACCAUUUUCACUGGUGUUGCUCGGAGCAUUAUGCAGUCUCGGACAGGCCAUGUCACGGGAGGAGAAGCAAAGGUUGAGGAACCAAGUGGUUGAGAUGUUUGAUCAUGCGUAUCAGAAUUAUAUGGACCAUGCGUACCCAGCAGAUGAGCUGAUGCCUCUGACAUGCAGAGGAAGAGUACGUGGGCUUGAACCCAGUCGAGGCGACAUAGACGACGCUCUGGGAAAGUUCUCUCUGACCCUCAUAGAUACCCUGGAUACUCUGGUGCUUUUGAAUAAGACGACAGAGUUUGAGGCGGCAGUGAGGAGAGUCCUAUCAGAUGUGAGGCUGGAUAAUGACAUUGUAGUGUCGGUCUUUGAAACCAACAUUCGAGUCCUUGGAGGUCUGUUAGGAGGGCACUCCAUGGCUGUGAUGCUGAAGGAGGAAGGUCAGCACAUGCAGUGGUACCAGGAUGAGCUCCUGCAUAUGGCCAAAGACCUGGGCCUCCGACUGCUGCCGGCCUUCAACACCAGCAGUGGCCUGCCUUACCCCCGGGUGAACUUGAAAUAUGGUGUCAGGGGUCCUGAGACGAGAACAGGCACAGAAACGGACACUUGCACUGCCUGUGCAGGAACCAUCAUCCUGGAGUUUGCUGCCUUAAGUCGCUUCACUGGGGAUCCUGUGUUUGAGGCCCAUGCCCGGAGAGCCUUGGACUUUCUGUGGGAGAAGAGACAGAGGAACAGCAAUCUGGUGGGAACCACCAUCAACAUUCACUCUGGAGAGUGGGUCCGAAGAGACAGUGGAGUCGGAGCAGGAAUUGACUCAUACUAUGAAUACCUGCUAAAGGCCUACAUCCUCUUGGGAGAUGACCUGUUUCUGCAGCGGUUCAAUAUUCACUAUGCAUCUAUAAUGAAGUACAUUAGCCAGCCUCCUCUGCUGCUCGAUGUCCACAUCCACAAACCUCUGCUUCCUGCACGCACCUGGAUGGACUCUCUGCUGGCUUUCUUCCCUGGACUGCAGGUGUUGAAAGGAGAUAUCCGUCCUGCUAUCGAGACUCACGAGAUGUUGUACCAAGUUACCAAGAAACACAACUUCCUCCCAGAGGCCUUCACUACUGAUUUCAGGGUACACUGGGCCCAACAUCCCCUGAGGCCUGAGUUUGCGGAGAGCACCUAUUUCCUUUACAAGGCCACAGGAGACCCUUACUACCUGGAGGCAGGUCGCACCAUCCUGGACAACCUCAAUCGCUUUGCUCGUGUUCCCUGCGGCUUCGCUGCAAUGAAGGACGUGCGCACUGGCAGCCACGAGGACAGAAUGGACUCGUUCUUCCUGGCUGAGAUGUUUAAAUACCUGUUCCUGCUGUUUGCUGAUGCGGAGGACCUACCUUUUGACGUGGAGGACUACGUCUUCACAACCGAGGCACAUCUGCUGCCUCUGUCCCUCUCUGCGGCUUCUCAGUCGUCAUUUACUACCUCAAACAGAACGUCAGAGGAGGAGCUGGACGACUCUAACUUUGACUGGACCUGCCCUAACACCCGCCUCCUGUUUCCUGAUCCCGCCUUCCCUCGUAACCUGAGAGAACCAAUACGUAGUGCUGUGGACAAGAGCUGCCCCCGUCCUGCUCCUUACCGGGAGCCUGGUAUGGGCCGUCCUCCCCUGAGGGCUCAGGACUUCAUGGCAAACAACCCUGAACAUCUGGAGCUGCUGAGGAGGAUGGGAGUCAGUCUCAUCCACCUGAAAGAUGGCAGGGUGCAACUAGUCCAGCAUGCUACACAGGCGGUGAGCGCGGUAGCAGCAGAGGACGGCGUGCGUUUCAUGCAGGAGAUGAUGGAGCUGUCCAGCCAGCAGCAGAAAGAGCAGCUGCCUCCCAGAGCCAUUCAGAUUGUCUCACAUCCGUUCUUUGGCAGGGUUGUUCUGACCGCCGGCCCAGCGCAGUUUGGCACAGACCUGUCCAAAAGUUCCACAGGGGUACGAGGCUUUGUGACUGUGGCUGAACCCUACAGCGGCUGUUCUGAGAUCACCAAUGCUGAGUACGUCCAGGGCCACAUCGCUCUUCUCCAGAGGGGUCAGUGCAUGUUUGCAGAAAAGGCCCGACACAUCCAGAAGGCUGGCGCCAUCGGAGGCAUAGUCAUCGACGACAAUGAGGGCAGCAGCAGUGACACAGCUCCCCUGUUUCAGAUGGCUGGGGAUGGCCGCAACACAGAUGACAUCACCUUGCCUCUCCUCUUCCUCUUCCACAAGGAGGGCAACAUCCUGCUGGAGGCGCUGAAGGAGUACAGGGAGGUGGAGGUGCUGCUGAGCGACAAGGCCAGAGACAGAGGUGUAGAUGUGCAAGAAGCAGAGGAGGACUGCUUAACUGAGGCAACAACUCCCACCUCAUUUGAACCCACCAGCCAAACGCAAAUGAGCACGGUGGAACUAGACGAAUCUGCUUCAGAGGAGGUUUCUCCAUCACAGGAGGAAGCCAGUCCUGUAAGUGAAGAAACUAGUCCUGCGGAAGAAGUUAGUCCACCGGAAGAGGAAGCUAGUCCUGCAGAGGCAGAGUCUGAUUCGGCUCAGCCUCCAGAGGAGAGAGACUCUGACAGGAGAGAGGAGUCUGAGGGCGACACAGACUCAAGCAGCCAAUCAGUGGAUGAGCUGCUGGCUGAUUGGCGGGAAGACUUGGAGGCUUUCCAGCAGAUGGAGAAGGAUGAGCUCUGACAGGCGUCGGACGUGUCGUACCCUGUGACUGUGGUUUGAUCCCAUCAUGGGGAGAGCCCCAGAGGGAGCGCAUCUUCACACCAGCCUCAAUCUGACGAACUCAUAGGAAGCUGGGGAGAUGUCUUUCGUGACUGUUUCUUCUCUUACCCUCUGUGAAUGGUACCACGUGCCAAGGUCAACGCACAUACUGUAUCUCUGGACCAUAAGGAAGUCCUUUUUAGCCUGGUAGAUGAUGGAUGAGAGACCAGGGUUCUUACCUCACUUUCUCAUGCAGUUUCUGUUAUUCUGUCAUAACAAAACCCAAUGAAUGACACGGACCAGACUGUAUGUAACAGUGGCUCACUUUCCAGUCAAAAUUACUUCUCAUAUUGUUGUUCUCUAUGCAUUUCUGCCUCCUUUUGCUUAAAUGAAUGCUGGUCCAACAACUACGUUCUGACUAAUCAAUCCUUCGACCAAUUUUAUUGAAACGUGAUGAUUAUUUGUGAUGAUACGUUUAUUGUUUUCAUGGUCUUGGGCGUAAUCAUAUGUGUACUCGCUGAUGUGAGUUAAAGACUUAAUUCACGUUGGGAUCUGUAACGUCAAAUUCAGCUGCAGGAUCUUUUUAUGGCUUUAUCGUAGACAAACUCAGCACCAAAUUAAUCUCUCUAGAGGUAUAUGACGUCAUCUGUCAGUGUAAACAUGUAUUUGUCAAGAUAUAUUGACGGAAACAAUAUGGCGCUGUUCGCUCAGGUUCUGGUUCUCCUCAAGAACAACAACCUCUGGACCACUUAGGGGUGGAGCAGGCACACCCUCAGAAGCGUAGUGGGAUGGAUUACACACCCGCAGACUGCCACAGGAGGGCGCUAUAUGAUCUGUCUGUCAUGCUGUAGCUGCUGACUGACUGGAAGGAGCAGAAAUAAGCCAAUAAAUGAACAUGUUGAAAUUAAAUAAAAAUUGAGAGAUAAAUGGGGCAGACUGACUUGAUUCUUUGAGUUCAUGUUAGUUGAACACUGAACGUUUGGUUUAAAUUUGGGUUUUAAAUUUUGAGUUUACUAUAUUAGAAUGAAGGCAUGUUUGAAUCCAGUAAGAGUUUCAUUUUUGACUAAAGUGUUAUACAACGUUUUAAUAAUGUAAAAUAUGAAUCUAUAGAGUAGUUAGCACAUGCCAUGUCUGUGGGGUUUUCAGGGGGGAACAGUAUGAACAAGUUCACUUUUACAAGAAAGGUGAAAAUGUCAUUUUCAGCUCAGUUCUUUUCCCACAGACAUGUUUCUGUAAACAGUGGGCGGACACCCACAUAAAAUCAGUUGAGUCAAUUGAUUUACAUCUGUAAUUGGAAAAUUCUCAGCGUGCACCAUAGCAUUACUGUCAAACUGAUUAAAGCUGUGGUGGAAGACGUACUCAUAUCUAUUAAUUAAGUAAAAAUAGAAAUAUUCAGUUACAAUUCACUGAAUCAUCUGUAUCAAAAGUAUUUGCUGGGCAUGGUGGGCCCUUUCAGAGUAUUAUUUUAGUAUGUGCAUGUUUAGUAUGUAAUAUAUCAAGUAACUAAAAAUAAACGUUUUCAGA